Messenger RNA from Lycium ferocissimum, 1574 nucleotides. Its product is annotated as tryptophan synthase beta chain 1. NCBI's taxonomy places the organism in Eukaryota, Viridiplantae, Streptophyta, Magnoliopsida, Solanales, Solanaceae. The coding region runs from base 45 to 1430 and encodes 461 amino acids. Gene Ontology annotation, molecular function: tryptophan synthase activity. The transcript is spliced from 5 exons. The record is from RefSeq and is a predicted model, not a curated record. Gene Ontology annotation, cellular component: chloroplast stroma; cytoplasm. Gene Ontology annotation, biological process: L-tryptophan biosynthetic process.
GAGCAAUUCAUCUUUUCUGUUUUCUUAAAGCUCUUCAUCCAAACAUGGCCUUCUCCUCCACCAUUUCUCCCAAACAUUGCCGCCUCUCUUCUUCCUCAUCCUCCAACUUCCCUAAAUCCCAAAAUCCACCCCUCAAAUUCAACAAAAUUACACUUUACCCCUCAAAGAAUCCUCUUUCCAUUGCUUGUGUUCUUACAGAAAAACAAUCAAUGGCGGCUGAACCGGCGGUUCUUCAACGACCCGAUGCGUUUGGCCGGUUCGGUAAAUUUGGCGGGAAAUAUGUACCAGAAACCCUAAUGCACGCGCUUGAUGAACUUGAAACCGCGUUUAAAGCACUCGCUACAGAUGGAGCUUUUCAGAAAGAGCUACAUGGAAUAUUGAAAGAUUAUGUAGGCAGAGAGAGCCCUCUUUAUUUUGCAGAACGACUUACUGAGCACUACAAGCGUCCAGAUGGCAAAGGGCCUCUGAUCUACCUGAAAAGGGAAGAUCUUAACCACACUGGUGCCCACAAAAUCAAUAAUGCUGUUGCCCAAGCUUUGCUUGCCAAGCGCUUGGGCAAGAAACGCAUCAUUGCUGAGACAGGGGCAGGUCAGCAUGGUGUUGCCACCGCUACUGUUUGUGCUCGCUUUGGUUUGGAAUGUAUUAUCUAUAUGGGUGCUCAAGAUAUGGAGAGACAAGCACUAAAUGUCUUCAGAAUGAAGCUUCUUGGAGCUGAGGUUAGAGGAGUCCACUCUGGGACUGCUACGCUCAAGGAUGCCACUUCAGAGGCUAUAAGGGAUUGGGUUACAAAUGUCGAAACAACUCAUUACAUACUUGGAUCUGUUGCCGGACCUCAUCCGUACCCCAUGAUGGUAAGAGAGUUUCAUGCAGUGAUUGGCAAAGAAACAAGGAAACAAGCAUUGGAAAAAUGGGGUGGGAAACCAGACGUGCUUGUUGCUUGUGUUGGUGGAGGCUCAAAUGCUAUUGGACUGUUUCAUGAGUUUGUUGAUGAUAAAGAUGUCAGGUUGAUUGGUGUAGAGGCUGCUGGUUUUGGUAUAGACAGUGGAAAACAUGCUGCAACUCUGACAAUGGGAGAGGUUGGAGUACUGCACGGAGCUAUGAGCUAUCUGCUGCAAGAUGAAGAUGGACAGAUAGUUGAGCCCCAUUCCAUCAGUGCUGGAUUGGAUUACCCUGGAGUUGGGCCAGAGCACAGCUUUUUGAAAGACUUGGGACGAGCAGAGUAUUAUAGCAUUACUGAUGAGGAGGCUUUAGAAGCCUUCAAGCGAUUAUCUCGGUUAGAGGGCAUUAUUCCUGCGCUCGAAACAUCUCAUGCUCUGGCUUACUUGGAGAAGUUGUGUCCAACUCUACCCAAUGGGACUAAGGUGGUGCUUAACUGCAGUGGUAGAGGAGAUAAAGAUGUUCAGACAGCUAUUAAGUAUUUGAAGUUUUGAUUGAAUCCCUUUUGGAUUCAUUUUGUACUUUAGGAAACUGAGUGAAACAUGUUUGUUGUAUUAGUAAAAUGCCUUUCUUCUGAUGAAUAAAUAUUUUUCUUGACGAAAUGCCGUUCUCAUGAAUAAAGAUUUUUCUUGAAGAAA